Eupeodes corollae is the source of this 787-nucleotide messenger RNA. Its product is annotated as vesicle transport protein GOT1B. NCBI's taxonomy places the organism in Eukaryota, Metazoa, Arthropoda, Insecta, Diptera, Syrphidae. The transcript is spliced from 6 exons. Gene Ontology annotation, biological process: retrograde transport, endosome to Golgi; endoplasmic reticulum to Golgi vesicle-mediated transport. Gene Ontology annotation, cellular component: endoplasmic reticulum; membrane. The record is from RefSeq and is a predicted model, not a curated record. Bases 135 to 554 code for a protein of 139 amino acids.
AUGAACACGUUGUACCCAAACAGCUGUUUACUGUCAAUUAGCAAGUUUACGUGGACUCUGACAACACCUAGAGUCAUAAAUUUUGUUCUUCUUUUUGAAUUUUAAACUAAAUUAUAAAAUAAAUCUAAACAAAAAUGAUUCAAGUUACAGAUCUCCAAAAAAUCGGCAUAGGGCUUUCGUGCUUUGGAGUUUCAUUUCUCUUCCUAGGUGUUAUGUUUUUGUUUGACAAAGGUCUACUUGCAAUUGGCAAUAUACUCUUCUUAAGCGGCUUAGGAUGCGUGAUUGGAGUGGAAAGGACGUUUAGAUUUUUCUUUCAAAAACAUAAACUCAAAGGAAGUGUAUCGUUCUUUGGUGGAAUUACUGUAGUGCUUUUGGGUUUUCCUAUUAUAGGAAUGAUUAUUGAAUCCUAUGGAUUUUUCGUCUUAUUUAGCGGAUUUUUCCCAGUAGCGGUCAAUUUCCUAGGAAGAGUUCCAAUUUUGGGAAGCAUUCUCAGCACACCUUUUAUCAACAAGAUUAUCCAAAAAAUUGGAGGCGACACAAACCGAACGAGGUAAGUGAGUAGUGCGGUGUGUCUUUCUGUGUUCGCUUAUCAGUUAAUUUACUUUCACUUAUGACUCGAACCAGUCAAUGAUUUUAAGGGUCUUCAAGACAACACAAUCAUGGGAAACAGUUUUUUUUUUGUUUUUCACAUAAUAUACAGUUUGUACAAAAAUAUAAAAAUAAUAAAUUGUUCAAAGCCAUUCCUUACAAAAGUAAAAAUAAUUCCUUAUUAAAAAAAUUAAAUGAG